Messenger RNA from Paramecium sonneborni, 1660 nucleotides. The record is from the annotation of a GenBank genome assembly. NCBI's taxonomy places the organism in Eukaryota, Ciliophora, Oligohymenophorea, Peniculida, Parameciidae.
AUGGAUAAAUUGUAUAAUUCUUUAGCUCCGAAAUUCAAAGGAAUAGCAAACUCUUAUAAAAAUCUGGCUAAUCAAACCAAAUAAAUUGCUUCAAAUACUAUAGAUAAAUUAAGUAAAUAAGCAAUUCUUGGAGACAUUGUGGCAAUUAGCAAUAGAUUAUUUUGGAUGGAAUAUCCAUCGAAUGAUAAAAUAGAAAAAUUAUCGAGUUAUUUAAACACUAAUUAUCAGAAUCAUUACUAUAUAUGGAAUGUUGGAGAGAGAGAGUUUACAACAGAAUGGUUUUGCAAUUAAGUAGAGUGAAAAAGUAAGUAGGUUGCCAAUCAUUCACAUCCAGGAUAUCCAUGUCCACCAUUAAUCGAGUUGUUGAUGAUUUGCAAGAAUAUAAUCUAUUUUCUCAGUAGUGAUAGAAAUAACAUCGCAAUUGUUUGUUGCCAAGAAACAAGAGGAAGAAGUAUUAUGGUAUUAUCUUCAUUAUUGGCUAUUAUGGGAGCUGGUUAUGUAAUCAAAUAUAUUAUUUAAUCUUAGCCUGGAGAAUGCUUAUUACGUGUAUGUUAAAAAAUAAACACAAAAGAUUUUUAAGCCUUAUUUCCAUCAUAACAUAAGUAUAUCACUUAUGUUGGGAAUGUUUUAAAUGGUCUUAAAUUAAAUAGUUUAUGUUUGAGAUUAAUAUCCAUAGUUAUAUCUGGCAUACCAAAAGUCUAGAAUUGUACAAUGUUUAGACCAUAUAUUCAAUUAUUCAAGAAUGAUAAACCUAUCUUUAAUUCAUUAACUGAUGGGGAACUUAAAAAUUAUUAAUAGGGAGAUUUGAGUUGUAUUUUUGAUCUAAAAGGAAUUGAAGUAAAAGUCUUAUAAAAAUUAUUAGCUUUCAGAUGAUAUUUUAAUUAGAUGCAAACAUUUUGAGAACAAUACUACUAGAGUGCCUUUAUUUAGAGUUAUGUUUAAUUGUUCAUUUUUAUUUGAAAAUAUACUUCGAGUAUGGGAUAGAGAGUUGGAUAAAAGUCCAUAAAUGAAAACAGAUAAAGAAUUUUUUGUUGAUUUUAUUUUUGAAAGAGGAAAUUAAAAAUCAUUCUAAACUGCAGAUAGACCUUAAACAUUUAGCAAUGAUACAAAAUCAUCUAAUUAAUUAUUAUUAUAAAUUAUAUAGGAAUGCAAAGGAUUAGUUGUGAAAGAAAAACAUAUAGUUGAUGGUUUAGAAGUAUGUCAUGAACAAUAAAAAAAAAAAGAAGAAGUAUUUAGUUUGGGUAAUGAAACAGACAAAAAAGAUUAUGAUGAUUCAGAUGAAAAAUAACCAGAAUAAUAGCAACCUAAUAAAAAGGGAUUUGAAAAUGAGAUUUAACCAUAAUAAUUAUUUAUAGAGUAAAUUAAAUAAUAACCCCAACAAUAAUUUUAAUAGUAAUCACCAAAAAAAUAAUAAGAAAAACAAAUAUAAUAAAUAUAAAUAUAAUAAGUAUAAUAAGUAUAAUAAGAUAAAAAAGAAGAAAAAAUUAGUUAAUAAUAAUAAAUAGUAUAAAAAGAAAAUGGAUCAGAUGAAAGUGAAGAUGAUGAUGAAUAAUUAAUUGCAAAAUUUGAAUAAAAGAUUCAAACUAAGACAGGAGAUAGUGAUGAAGAUUGUGAUGAUUUCUUAGAUGAUUUAAUUAAAUAAGGAGAUAAAUAAGAAUGA